Molecule: messenger RNA, 606 nt
Organism: Arctia plantaginis
Lineage: Eukaryota; Metazoa; Arthropoda; Insecta; Lepidoptera; Erebidae
Source: the annotation of a GenBank genome assembly
AUGAGCACAAGUAUCGCUUUUCCCACUAAAGCAGACUCCGAAAUAAUAAUCCCUGAUGAAUGCAAAGGGCAGCGUUUAUGCGGUACUAAGCCCGAAGGUUACGAACAUCUCGAAAAGAAAAUUAAUGGCUCGCUACCAGAUCUACCUGCAAAGGAUCAUGAUGAUAAAGAAGUGGGAACCGGCGUACAAAAACAAAGAAGAUCGAUCGACGUUGGAAAACAAAACUGCUUUGACGAAGUUAAGCAAGAUCUACUUUACAAUUACAUGGCUAAAGAUUCCGUGGAUUCGAUGGAUAGCAAUUUUGAACUCAUAGCCACAUGUCCAGAGUUAAGGCGAUUCAUUCAAAUUGUUAAAUGUGGUCAGCUGCAAUCACCCUUAAGUAAUGACAGUAAUGAGCAAUGCUUCCAGAAUUUACUGAUACAAGCUUUCGAUUUGAAAUCCUCCUGUGAAACAAUUAUAGCAAGACGUACUCUAAACUUUUACAAUGAAGAUAAAACAAAAAUGUAUAGCAGAGUUUUUCAUAUACCUGUCGCUUGCAGUUGUGAGACGAGGGCGGGUCAAAUGAGACCUGAGGUGGUGGCGCGGCUGCGACCCGAGAAUAUAUAA